This is a messenger RNA of Acipenser ruthenus (sterlet), 3019 nucleotides long. RefSeq names its product refilin-B-like. Gene Ontology annotation, molecular function: filamin binding. Lineage: Eukaryota; Metazoa; Chordata; Actinopteri; Acipenseriformes; Acipenseridae. The transcript is spliced from 4 exons. Gene Ontology annotation, cellular component: actin filament bundle. Bases 1091 to 1681 code for a protein of 196 amino acids. The record is from RefSeq and is a predicted model, not a curated record. Gene Ontology annotation, biological process: negative regulation of bone mineralization involved in bone maturation; skeletal system morphogenesis; negative regulation of chondrocyte development.
GUUUCAGCACCGUGCUGUCACAGCAGGCAGCAGAAACGGCCUUUGUUUUUAUUAACUACAUGUAUGGGGAAUUGUAAAUACAUUGUUGGGGUGUGCUGCAUUCCAGUUACACCGGGAUUACAUACUGGUUUUAGGUUCGCUAUUUUACAUUCUUUCUAAAAGCUUACAAACAAUAUGUUUAAGCUCAGAGCUUAAAAUCGUAUCAAUAGGCAGGAUUUGUGUGGAAGGGUUGUUGAGUUUGUUUUGUGUUCACGUAAAGCCAAACUUGAACAAAACAUGCAAGAGAAUCCUAAUGUAUAAGGUAUUUGCCCACGCCACACACACAGAAAAAAAAAAGUCGAUCAGGGAUGUUUGAUUAAUGGAAAGUGGUGUCCGUUUCUUAUCGGACCAUGCGCCGCCCACACACAAGUUUGAUUCCCAUAACAUCAGCACAGUGCAGUCUUCUCGACAACAUCUGAUAAGGCACAAGCCGUUUGAAAAAAUAAUCUUUUUAAAACGUUGUUUAUUUCCACCAAACGCGGUCUCUGCCACUCCAAUCAGCGGCAGGAUGAAGUCUGAAGAGGCGUUUCCUUCCUCCUGUUACUAGUGCAAGACAAUAAGCGCCUUUCAGUCAGGGUUCAGUCUGAGUUUGGGUCCAUGGGGCAGGGGCACAGCGUACCCACAUCACGGGAGGGACAUGUUUAAAAUGCGCUUCGUCUUCUGCAGCAGCCCCGCCGCUAAAAACACUCAACUGGGAUAAGAAACUGCAGCUGCAGCGAAGUGUGUGUUUUUUGUACCGAGAGCUCCAGACGGGCAGGCAUCUGUGAUUUAAACAAGCAACAUUGCAUGCAUUUAAAACAUAUUUUUUAUUUGUAUUCUUUGCAUUUUGUUUCAAAAUCUUUCCCUGCAUUAUUUCAUUUCGUUUCUGUUUGAAUGACUGGGCUCUGUCUCUCUCUGUUCCCUUCUUUUUUGAGUACAUUGCUAAGCAACACAGGUUGUUUUUAGUGGAGAUUCAAGCGGAAUAGCAAUUUCACAGAAAGGGACAAACUGAAACGUGGUGUUUAUAAUAAGCAAAGAAAACACGUUUUGCAUUUUGAAAAACGUUAGAACAAUGGUUGGCAGACUCAACCUGCAGGAUAUCCCUGGUGAUCCCUUGGAUAUGAAGCGGAAAGCGGAGAGAGUGCUCGACAGCCCGGACUCUGGGCUGCCCCCCAGCCCGAGCCCUAGCGCCUGGCUUCUGUCCCCGGUCAACGGCGAGAAGGAACUGCUGGAACCAGAGACCAGCGGGCGAGCAGUGGUUCCUCUGAUUCCCAGACUGUACCCUCUGUCUUUCGGGGAGGGAGUUGAACUUGACCCACUGCCAGCUAAAGAAAUCAGGUACACCUCCUCAGUCCACUAUGACUCCGAUCGUCACUUCAUCCACGAUGUGUUCUUCCUGCCGGUGGGUCUGGCCAUGGCAUCCUGCAGCCAGACUGUGUUGGUCCUGCCGAGCUGCACCUGGCGCAGGUACAAGACGCAGGUGGAGUUGCAGCCUCGGCAGCGGGCACAGCGCUACCAAAGCACCACCAUCGUGUACCCCAAACACGCCCGGGCCGUCUACACCACGACUCUGCAGUACGACUGCCAUCGGCUCUCCAGGCGCUUCCUGUCCAGCGUGGAGCUUGAGGCCGUGGACCGCACCCUCAGGCCCGGCUACCACUGAGCCGGGCAGCCGGUGCAUUGUGAUCUGGGGGCUUUGCCAGCCGUGCCCAGGAGACUGUUUUCAACAGCAAUGCCUUGGAAAUGAGUUGCUGCAUCUCGAGACGUUUUCUGUUGAGAUUUAGAAUUUAAAAAGAAAAUACCACAAGGGACACUUUGAAGGUGCAUGUGCCUUACGGUUUUAACCUUUUACUAUUUUUGUCAGAAUUUAGUCUAACAUUUCGUCAAUCUGCAAACCAGCAACUGCUAUCCAUGACCGUAUGCACUAGUUAAUAGAGGUUUUAAAGGACCUGUGUGCAGUAUGGGAUACAGAUGAGCAGGGGACACACUGGAGGAAUCAGACUAUUCUAGAAGGAGUUUAAGAUACUCUAUUGCUCAGAUUUCAGGGUGCCUUUUAUCUGGUGUCAAAAAUCAAUAGGCUGUGCUUCUGCAGCAAAUACCAAAUGCUAUUGUGCUUAGUGAGGAUUCAAAUAACCAAAAGGCUUAUAGAAGAGUAAGAGUGCAGAAAAUCCAUCCUAUUGUAAGUUAUUUUGUAUUGUAUUUCUGUUCUGACUUUAUAAGCACUACACUCCUGGUAUGUUACUGUUUCUGUUGCUUGGUUUAAAGGUGUAGUAUCCCAUACAGUAAAUACAUGGCUUCAGUUAAUCUGAAACGUGGUGGGGUCCAACGUAACACAACGUAACGAGACUGGCAAAGUGAAUGCAGUUGUACAGAAGUAGUGAAGGGCUGGUUGUUCUUGUGACAGGACUGUGGUCAUGUAACUCUGUUCCCAGAGCCAUGGUAGAAAUGAAAGGGCAGUACCAGAUUGAGAUACAGUGAUGUGGUCGAUGGCACAGGUGAAAUGCACAUGUCAGCUAGUUUUUAUGCAGAUACUGUUUCCAGAAUUUGAGACUGAUGGGAUAUGCGAGAUUCCUGCCUUUGUGUUUUUCCCAUCGCUUCCCCUCCGCCUCCUUUGCAGCAGGUUUCCCUUUUCUUAGGGGUGUCGGACGCUGUUGGGUCUCCGAGUCUCUGAGACAGAAAGCUUAAACACAAGCUAAAAUCCUGCCCUGUUUUCUAUCAAUAAACCAUUUAAGUUAUACAUUUGCUGUUCUCUGAAUACCCAAUUAACACCUUCCUAUUUUCAAGACUAAGAAGGUGUGAUCAUUUGAGAAGCUUCUCAUGCUCUGACCAAUGCCUUUUAUAUUUGUUCUAAAUAUUCAAUAGCCCUUGAUGUUAAAAUGAAUAUUGAUAUAUUGUCCAUUUUUUUGUUUUCUUUCUGUUCCUUAUGUUGGAUUUUAAAUGUAAGUAAUCUCUGUUAUCAGUAAUACAUGCACAUGAAGAUUAAAUGAAUACAAGCACUUCA